AAAAAGUUUAUACCCAGUUUUGUUAAUUCCGAAAAUAAAAAACUUUUUCGUAGGUGAUUAAAAACCCUAGAAAUCUCUGGUUCUCAGAGCUGUGGAAUUGAAAUUUGAAGAAGAGAGGAAACUCUAAGUUUGUGAGUAGCAAUGGCGUCGUUUGAGGAAGCUCCACCUGGGGAUGCGAAAGUUGGAGAGAAGAUUUUCAAGACUAAGUGUGCUCAGUGCCACACGGUCGACAAGGGUGCUGGACACAAGCAAGGACCCAAUUUGAAUGGCCUGUUUGGAAGACAGUCUGGGACAACUGCUGGGUACUCGUACUCUACUGCUAACAAGAACAUGGCUGUGAUUUGGGAAGAGAAGGCGCUUUAUGACUACUUGCUUAACCCUAAGAAGUACAUCCCGGGCACAAAGAUGGUUUUCCCUGGACUGAAGAAGCCACAGGAACGUGCUGAUCUCAUUGCAUAUCUCAAGCAAUCCACAGCAUCCUGAUGUGUGUCUAGGAGAGCUAGUUCCAUUCAUUUUGCGGCAAUUAAAGGGUGUCUUGUUGCAGAGACGGAUAUGAAACUAUAAUUUUUUUCUUCCAGAAUAAGAUCACCAGUGUGUGCUCUAUGGUGUUUCUUCCUAAAUAGUAGAGUAGGGGGGUACAUUACCUCUUUUGGAAGGAGGGCACUGCCACCGGUUUGCUAUAAAAAUUCAAUAUGAAAUUGUACCUCAUUCUUAAAUGAUUCUCAUACCCUAGAAGACUAGCACUUCAAUGAUAAUUUGCUGAUGUUGCUUAA
Macadamia integrifolia is the source of this 773-nucleotide messenger RNA. RefSeq names its product cytochrome c. The record is from RefSeq and is a predicted model, not a curated record. Gene Ontology annotation, cellular component: mitochondrial intermembrane space. Gene Ontology annotation, molecular function: heme binding; electron transfer activity. Gene Ontology annotation, biological process: mitochondrial electron transport, ubiquinol to cytochrome c; mitochondrial electron transport, cytochrome c to oxygen. Bases 142 to 483 code for a protein of 113 amino acids. The transcript has 3 exons. Lineage: Eukaryota; Viridiplantae; Streptophyta; Magnoliopsida; Proteales; Proteaceae.